CGAAGGCCGCCCGAUUGUAUAUAAACUCAGUAAAGCGGAGACCUAUCAUCAGUCCAACUCGAGUUGCUCAAGCGAAUAUCAAAUAUAUCGAGAAAUACAAAUAUGGCUCGCGCAGUAAUUCUUCUCUUCCUCAUCGCAGUUGCUACCAUUAAUGCUCUGCCUCACUGCGGUGAAAACGAGGUAUUCAACAGUUGUGGUUCGUCGUGCCCAGGCACUUGCCAACAUCCAGUUCCGCUUGCCUGUACAUUGGCAUGUAUUCCUGGAUGUGAUUGCAUAGAUGGAUAUGUGAGAAACGCAGAAAACAGAUGUAUACAUUCGGUUAAUUGUUAAUCACAUUCACUAAACAUAAUUUCCUAACAUCAACUGUGUCGAUAUAAGAUAAUGUGAAAUGGGCAUUUAUGAUCAAAGCAUUUUUAUUGAUUUCUAUAUUUGUUAUACAAGUGUUUUUAGUGAUAUUCAAAUUGUUUUAAUUUAAACAAUUAUAUAAUAUUAUGUAGUUACUAUAAAAGUUGCUUGUGCUUUUAAUAAAAAAAAUUAUGU
Messenger RNA from Cataglyphis hispanica, 540 nucleotides. RefSeq names its product chymotrypsin inhibitor-like. The transcript has 3 exons. Bases 103 to 330 code for a protein of 75 amino acids. NCBI's taxonomy places the organism in Eukaryota, Metazoa, Arthropoda, Insecta, Hymenoptera, Formicidae. The record is from RefSeq and is a predicted model, not a curated record.